AUGACCUCCCAAUCCACCAUUCCAUCGCCGCGGGACGUCCUCACUUCUCUGUUCAAGCAAAUCAACCAAUCACAUAGUAAUUCAUCCUUAAAUACGACAACCUCGACAGCCGGCGCAGGACAAGCGGCUCCAUCUACAACUGGACAGACUUAUCAACCCACUCCCGGAAGCAUACUGUUGUCUGCCUCACCUGCUAUUCGGCGCAUCUUUGUUACUUUACACUGUUUAUUUCCCAAUGAGCUUCUGCCAGCACUGGAUCUGCUUGAUCGACGCCUUGUCAGUCGAUUAAUCUGCCAGCAAGCUGUUGGCCCUUCAGGAACUUCUGCUAGCAAAAAAGUCCAUCUUGAAUGUCAAUCUGGGUUUACAAAGCCAACUGCAACGCCAGAUGAACGAUAUUACCGCCCAUCAAACUCAAGAGAAAAUGAUGUUCAAAUGGCGGAGGGUGAAACAGAACCGACAGCAGCAGCAAAUGUUGCUUUUGACCGAACCGACGUGACCUCUACAGCAGCACAUGCAACGCAGAGAUUGCAGGGAGACAACCAAACACAAGCCAGACGCGAAAGCCGAAUGAACAAUGCUCUUCCUGAUGAAUUUGAAGAGAAGAAAAAGCCCCUCAAAGACCACAAGGAUGAAAAACCAUACAUUUUCUAUGUUCGCUCCGCAGCAAGUCUUUCUCGCCCGGGGCGGUUUUCGCGUGCCUAUGACGGCAGAUAUUAUGAAGUUCGCACAAAAGCGUGGAACUGUACAUGUCCUGCCUUUGCCUUUGCUGCAGUUUCUUCGGGUUCUGGUCCUUUCUUAACUACAGCCUCUGACCCAGCCUUAGAUCUUGUUUCAGAGAAUACAGAGGCAACCAAAAGGCCACAUCCUGGAAGACGCGGGGCAGAAGAGUCGAUACGAGACGGGCUCAAUUUUGGUGGUCUGAGCCUAGGCACAGGUCAAAUGCCCGUUUGUAAGCAUCUUCUCGCGUGCUUCCUGGUCGAAAAUUUCCCUCUGCUGGCGAGUUACGUGGAGGAAAAAGAAGUGGACGAGGCAGAACUGGCUGGGUGGGUAGCGGGUUGGGGAGAUUGA
Molecule: messenger RNA, 1068 nt
Organism: Xylona heveae TC161
Lineage: Eukaryota; Fungi; Ascomycota; Xylonomycetes; Xylonales; Xylonaceae
Exons: 1
Coding region: 1-1068 (355 amino acids)
Source: RefSeq, a predicted model, not a curated record